Dermatophagoides farinae (American house dust mite) is the source of this 1682-nucleotide messenger RNA. RefSeq names its product myc box-dependent-interacting protein 1. Gene Ontology annotation, cellular component: plasma membrane; cytoplasm. The record is from RefSeq and is a predicted model, not a curated record. Gene Ontology annotation, molecular function: phospholipid binding; protein binding. Lineage: Eukaryota; Metazoa; Arthropoda; Arachnida; Sarcoptiformes; Pyroglyphidae.
AUCAUCAUCAUUAUAAUUAAUUAUUAUCGACCACUACCAAUCAUCACCAUCAGCAUCAUCAUUUUUAUUCAAAUUUGUAUCGAAAACUCCCAUCUCUCUGGCUGUGGCUGUGAAAAAAAAAAAUUUCAUUACUCAUUCAAACUCACAUUACAAAAUAUAUAUAAAAUGGUACACAAUAUGGCCGAUUCAAAAGCAUCGGGUUUCUCCAAAGUGGUGGCCAAACAUUCAUUACGUGCAAAAGAACGGUUUCUACAAAAUUUUGGCAAAAAAGAUCGUACAACGGAUGAAUUGUUUGAAAUUUAUCAAACAAAUUUCAAUAAACAACAAUCGAAUGCAACUAGAUUGUUGAAAGAAUUGAAAAAUUAUGCAACAUGUGCACGUGAAAUGCAAUCAGCAUCUAAGUCAUUAUUGGAUUGUAUGGCUGAUCUUUAUGAAAAUGAUUGGCCUGGCCAAACAAUGAUACCGGAUCGUAUAAAAUCCAUUGAAAUGUUAUGGGGAGAUUUGUGCCAUAAAUUAAAUGAUCAAUGUACAAUACCAUUGAGCACAUAUCUCAGUCAAUUUUCUGAAAUUCGAAAUAAAAUCGAUAAACGUGGCCGAAAAUUAUUGGAUUAUGAUGCUGCACGCCAUAAUCAUGAAACAAUACAUGCAGCAUCGAAAAAACGUGAUGAUUUAAAAUUAACAAAAGCACGUGAACAGAUGGAUGAAUCAAGACGUUUAUAUGAAGUUUUGAAUAAAGAGCUACAUGAAGAAUUGCCAGCAUUAUAUGAUAGCCGUAUACCAUUCUAUAUAAAUAUGUUUCAAACAUUAUUCAAUUCGGAGACACAUUUUCAUCAGGAAUACUCAAAAGUGGAUCAUAAAUUAGCCGAAAUGAUUGAACAAUUGGCAAUAGAAGCUGCAAAAGGUACAUUUCAAUCGGAUGCUGGCCGUUAUUUGAGCCAAAUACAACAACAACAACAACAACAGCAGCAACAACAACAACAACAACAACAUUCACCAUUAGCUAUGAAUAAAUCGAUUGAUGAUGGUGAUGUUGAUAAUAAUCAAUCAUUAAAUGAUGCCAUGUUAAAACAACAACAGAAUGUGAAUUCAGAAUCUGAUUCUAUUGAUUUGAAUAAAUCAAAUGAAUCAGAUUUGGAUUCAUCACCACCAGCACCGCCGGCAAAGACAACAUCAGCAACAAAAAAUACAUCCAUAAAUAAUGAUACAAACGGUGAACAUAAUGAUGCAAUCAAACAAUCGAAUGGAAAUUGUAACGAUGAAAUGAAUCACAAAAAUGAUAAAAAGGAAGAACUUUAUGAAAUUCCCAUUGGAGCUACGACUACGGAUCUACCACCUGGUGUAUUAUACAAGGUAAAAGCAACAUAUAAAUAUGGUGCUGAAGAUAGUGAUGAAUUGACAUUCGAAAGUGGUGAAAUAUUGCAUGUAAUACAAUAUGAAGAUCCUGAAGAACAAGAAGAAGGAUGGUUAAUGGGUAUACGUGAAUUGACCGGUGAAAAAGGUCUAUUUCCAGCCAAUUUUACAAGGCCAAUUUGAAAAACAUCUUUAUUAUUAUUAUUAUUCGAAUAUAAAUAUGGCGAUUUUUAAAACCGAGAUAAAUAGAGAUAUAGAGUAUUAUUAUUGGAAUUAAAGCCAAUAAUAAUAACUGUUCACGAUUCAAAUUCAUUUUAGGAUCGACGAGGAUU